GCUCGCUGGUGGCGGUAAAAAACUACGAGCCCCAGCAGGCCGUGCGGUGCGCGCUCAGGGAGGCGUAGGGUGGAGAGUCGGGCAGUGUCCGCGGGGAGGCAGCACUGACCCCGCUUUGCCCAACGGAGGAUCAAUGGGGAAGAGGUAUUUCUGUGACUACUGUGACCGAUCCUUUCAAGACAAUCUUCACAACAGGAAGAAGCACCUGAACGGGGUGCAGCACCUGAGGGCCAAGAAGGCCUGGUAUGACCUGUUCCGAGAUGCUGCUGCUGUCCUGCUGGAGGAGCAAAGCAAGAAGCCCUGCAGGAAAUUUCUGCAAACAGGGCAAUGCGACUUCGGGUUCAACUGCAGGUUCUCUCACAUGACUGAGGAGGAUCUAGAGAAGCUGAACGCACAGGUACAAGAGGAAAGGAGAUCAAAGGAGGAAGGAGCAGAGGUCCCAGUUGGCACAGCAGAGGACUGGCUGGAGAAGAGAGAAAAGAGGGUGAGCUUGGCUCAGAGCAACAGUUCUCUGACGGAGAAGAUGUUGGUUUUUCAAUACCCCCCUGGCUGGCCUCCAAUACAGGACCUUCCCCCUUCCCUUCAAGCUCCACCCCCUGGAGGAUGGCCAGUCUUACCCAACCUCCAGUGGGGAUGAAGGCUGCAGGGGGCUGAGAUGCAAGAAGAAGGGGUAGAUGUGUGGAGUUAUGCCUCAUGGAGAAGAGAAGGAGUCUGGUUGCUGUAGGAUAUGUUCAGUGUUACUUCAUAUAUAUUUUUUAAAUGAAUAAAAGUCACUUGAGUCAGU
This is a messenger RNA of Chelonoidis abingdonii (Abingdon island giant tortoise), 784 nucleotides long. RefSeq names its product zinc finger matrin-type 5 (gene ZMAT5). Gene Ontology annotation, cellular component: U12-type spliceosomal complex. Gene Ontology annotation, molecular function: zinc ion binding. The record is from RefSeq and is a predicted model, not a curated record. Lineage: Eukaryota; Metazoa; Chordata; Testudines; Testudinidae.